Molecule: messenger RNA, 492 nt
Organism: Manihot esculenta (cassava)
Lineage: Eukaryota; Viridiplantae; Streptophyta; Magnoliopsida; Malpighiales; Euphorbiaceae
Product: protein BOLA1, chloroplastic
Exons: 1
Coding region: 145-462 (105 amino acids)
Source: RefSeq, a predicted model, not a curated record
UUUAAUAAGAUAUAAAAAUCUGGUGGUAACUUGUCCAAUUUCUCACUGCUCGAUAUGCUUGCAGGGUUGCGGAUGUUUUGAUUUGUGGGUUUAAGACUUUAAAAAAUCGAAAGGCAAGAGUAGAAUAGAAAUUGAAUUGAAGACAUGGGUUCACGAGGAGCCAACAUGCUAAUAUCGAGGGCAAACAGAAUGAAAACGAAGCUGCAAUCUGUUUUGGAAGCUACCACAAUAGAACUCGAGGACGUCUCGCAUCAGCACGCUGGUCACGCUGCCGUCAAGCCCAAUAAUGUCGAGACCCAUUUCAAUUUGAAGAUUGUUUCUCCUAAAUUCAGUGGUCACACCCUCGUCAAGCGCCACCGCAUGGUCUAUGAUGCACUUGCGGAUGAGCUUCAAUCUGGAUUGCAUGCUCUCUCUAUUGUGGCCAAGACUCCCCAGGAGGAAGAAGCUGCUUCUCACAGAUGACCACUCGUUACGGCUACUGUUUGGAUAGAG